AGCAUUGCGUCAGCCCAUGUGAAUUUGAAACAAGUUUGAUAGUAAUCUGUUCUUAUCUCUUAUCAGUGAUCGCUCUUUAUUAUUGAUAACUUCUUUAUCUGACAAUGAAACUGUAAUUUGUUUCGAAUCCUGGUCCUUUUUCUCUUGUAAAAUUAGAAUUUUUGCCGUCAAGCCAUUCACUAUGCAAAUCUCCUGAUUUCGACUACUUAUUCGCAGCUCAACUUCCUUCGUACGUUCUCUUCAAAAUGAGCCUACAGCUGGUCAGAACUUUGCUGAAACACUCCGUAGAGUUGGGCGGAUUUGGAAAAGUUUUAGAGAAGGUAAGUGUCGUGUCUGUUGAUCAUGGGAAAAUUGUUGCUGAAAUGAAGGUUGAAGCAGAGCAUCUGAAUGUUUAUAAUACUCUCCAUGGUGGACUGAUAGCCACCAUAGUAGAUGUAAUUCCGUCACUUGGACACUUUACUCAUCCAAAUGGGGCCAGAGGUGGAUCUUCUGCUACAACAAAUUUGGAUAUUUCUUAUUUAAAUUCUGCCAAGGUGGGAGACGAAAUAGUGAUAACAGCCAACACUGUCAAAGCCGGUAAAACUCUAGCAUUUCUUGAAGCUAAGAUCACUGAAAAAACAUCAGGAAAAGUCAUAGCAACCGCCACUCACAUCAAGUUUGUCAAGGAUUGAUCAGCGAUCUCUCAUUCGCCUCAUUUAGAUUAAGUCCUCAAAUCAACUGACUGAUCAAUAGACUGAUCUUCGGUAACUGAAAUUUGUUUUAAUAAAUAAGUUACUAUGA
Messenger RNA from Bemisia tabaci, 780 nucleotides. RefSeq names its product acyl-coenzyme A thioesterase 13. The record is from RefSeq and is a predicted model, not a curated record. NCBI's taxonomy places the organism in Eukaryota, Metazoa, Arthropoda, Insecta, Hemiptera, Aleyrodidae. Gene Ontology annotation, molecular function: fatty acyl-CoA hydrolase activity.